Messenger RNA from Cryphonectria parasitica EP155, 1206 nucleotides. RefSeq names its product NAD(P)-binding protein. Lineage: Eukaryota; Fungi; Ascomycota; Sordariomycetes; Diaporthales; Cryphonectriaceae. The record is from RefSeq and is a predicted model, not a curated record. Bases 1 to 984 code for a protein of 327 amino acids. The transcript has a single exon.
AUGUCCAAGAAAUACGUCCUGACCGGCGUCGGUGGCGGCAUAGGCUCCGUCGCGGCGGACUACGCCAUCUCCAUCCGGCAGCCCGACCAGCAGCUGGUUUUCUCCACGACUUCCCUAGCAAAGCUCCCCGCCGGCAAGGUAGAAGAGUGGCGCAGCCAAGGCGUCGAGGUCGUCGAGGCUACCUACGAAGACGUCAACUCUCUCAUCCCCGUCUUCCAGGGCGCUGAAGCCAUCGCCUGGAUCUCCACCUGGGCCAUCUACCACCGCCCAGACCAGGGCGCCAACAUCCUAGCCGCCGCCCGCGCUGCCGGUGUGCACCGCGUGCUAUACUCAUCCUUUGUCGGUGCGGGGCUCGCAGUCGGCAGCCCUGAGGCCCUGGCUCGUGAUGUGCGCGCCGAGCUUCCCUUCCUCCCACAGGAUCACGCCCUCACCGAGCGCCUCAUCCGCGCCUCUGGCCUGGUCUGGAACGUCCAGCGCAACUACCUGUACCAGGACAACAUUCCAGGCCUGUUCUCCGGUGCAUGGAAGUACUGCGGCGAUCGCUGGUUAAACAACAGCGGGGGCCGGGGCGCCGCCUACGUCGCGAGGGAGGACUGCGGGCGCGUCUUUGGUGCGCUCCUUCUGGGAAAGGGGGAGCCGAACACGGCAUACCAUGUCAGCGGGCCGGCGGCCAUCACGGACAAGGAGGUGUUUGAGUACAUGAAUGGAAAAUCGGGCUACAAGGCUGAGUUUGUGGACGUUGACGACGAGGAGCUGCGGGCAUGGUGGGCAGAGCGGGGAAUGGGAACGGACGCGCUCAAGGCGUUUGAGAGCGACCUGCCGCUGAAGCUGUGCCAGGACGACCUGCUGUGCUGUGGCUCCAUGGUUCGGGAAGGGUAUCUGGCUGAGGUGCACGAUACGGUGGAGAAGCUGACAGGGAGGAAGGCGUUGAGCUAUCAGGAGAACUUUGUCAAGUACGAGGGUCUCUUUCCGCGGAAUGAAUGAGCGGAGACCGCGAGGCAAGGGGCAGCAGAGUUCUUGAGAGUGAUCGCCGCAUACGAACAUUCGGACUUUGUGCGCAGCAGGAGGCCCUGACCAGUCAUUACAGAGUACUGGAGCGCCAAAUGACACACAUUGACGGAAGAGAGAGCAGGAGAACACGAAUCCACAUGCUACCAGUGUAAGACGCAUGUAAAGCUCGAGUCAAAUCAAUCUGUCGUCAAAUCU